Molecule: messenger RNA, 1737 nt
Organism: Malassezia sympodialis ATCC 42132
Lineage: Eukaryota; Fungi; Basidiomycota; Malasseziomycetes; Malasseziales; Malasseziaceae
Biological process (GO): RNA 3'-end processing
Molecular function (GO): nucleotidyltransferase activity
Source: RefSeq, a predicted model, not a curated record
AUGACGCGCCGGCCUUCCUCGCACUCGCGCGACGAGCCUGGGCAGGACGCAAGCGCUCCGGCGGUGUCGGGCGCGCCCGGCGUGGCCGCCGGCGGUGCGCGCAGCGCGCCGUACCCGGGGGGUGCCUCGGACGGCGGCCCGCCACCGAGCGGCUCCGUCUCGUACGAGCGCCACACCGCGGACAUGGCGCGCGCGCUGGUCGCCUUUCUCGCGCCGUUCUCGCCGACCGACGACGAGUACCGCCAGAAAGAGGCGACGCGGCGGCAGCUGCAGGAGCUGGCGCGGCAGAUCCACCCGGCGGCCCGGCUCCUCGCGUUCGGGAGCAUGGCGAAUGGCUUUGCGCUGCGAUACUCGGACAUGGACCUGUGCUGCCUCAUCCCGCCGGACGCCGAGGGCCGCACCGCCUCGCAGCUCGUCGAGGAGCUCGGCGCGCUCGUCCGGCGCGAGACGGACUUUUCGGUGCUGUCGCUGCCCCAUGCGCGCAUCCCCAUCAUCAAGAUCCGGCGCGCGCCCACGCACGACGUGCCGUACGAGAUCGCGUGCGACGUCGGCUUCAACAACGAGGUCGCCCUCGAGAACACGCACCUGCUGCUCACGUACGCGCGCCUCGACCCGCCGCGGCUCCGGCCGCUCGUGCUCUUCCUCAAGGUGUGGGCGAAGCGGCGGAAACUCAACUCGCCGUUCACCGGCACGCUCUCGUCGUACGGGUACACGCUGCUCGUGCUCUUCUUCCUCAUGCACGUCAAGCAGCCGGCGGUGCUGCCGAACCUGCAGCGCUGGCCGUCCGAUACGCCCCUCGCCCGCGAGGACGUCAUGCUCGGCGGGCACAAUGUGUACUUUUACGACAACAUGGACGCGCUAGCGCACGCAUGGCACUCGGCCAACGCCGAGUCGGUCGGCGAGCUCCUGCUCGACUUUUUCCGCUACUUUUCGCGCGACUUUCACUACGCGCGCGACGCGAUAUCCAUGCGCACCGAGGGCGGUCUCGUCGCCAAGGAGACGCACGGCUGGUCCGCCGACUUUUUGUGCAUCGAGGACCCGUUCCAGCGCGGAUACAACGUGGCGCGCACCGUCACCAAGGACGGCCUCUACACGAUCCGCGGCGAGUUUAUGCGCGCGAGCCGCCUGCUCGCGAACCGCAGCGUGCGCGCGCCCCAGCUGCUCGCCGACCUGUGUGCGGAGCGCGAGGACGAGCUCACGCGCGCGCCGGACUCCGCGGCCCAGCGGCACCACCACGGCCGCUCGCGCUCGCUGCACCGCACGGCCUCGGCGACGCCAGAGAUGCCGCCGCUCGUGCCCGGCAGCCUCCCGUGGGACGGCUUCUUCCCCCCGUUCCUGGCCCUGCCGCCCGGCGCGCCGCCGCCCUGGCCAGCGGCGCCGAUGGGGCCGCCCGCGGGUCCCGAGCCCGGCGCGAGGAAGAACGCCCGCUCGCACUCGGAAUCGUCGAGCGAUCCUUCCGUGCCACAGCAGAUCCGCCUGCAGAUGCAGGGCGGCGAGCCACCCAUGCUCGUGCCGCCCGCCGCGGCGCCGCCCGUGUGGCCGCCCGGCCUGGCCAUGCGCCCCGGCGAGGGACUCGCCGCGCAUCUGCAGGGCCUCGCGCUCGAGGAGCAGGCGCCAUCGCGCGCCGAGUCGGCAGACGACGACGAGAUCCCCGCGCGCGACGACGCGGACGAGGACGUGUUUGGCAUGUCGCCCGACCCGCGUCCCUCGCCGCUGGUGGAGCGCGCCGCCCCGUAG